AAAAAACAUGAUUAAUGUCAAAGGUUGCCUAUAUCAAUCAGUUGCUGAUGGGUUAAAGUCCAUUUAGGAACCACUGCUGUGAGUUUUCGGUGAUCUACAAGACGUUAUGUUGAGAGAAGCCAUGGAAGCACAGUUUGUAGAAGAGAGUGAUGGUCUAACAUUCUGGCUAGCUAGACCCCAAGACUAUGAUGAGGUGAUGGCCAUAUCACAGGAAAUCUACGAGGGCAAUGAUUACCUUCCACAUCGCUACCAGACCUGGAUGACUGAGCGUGACAGAAUAGUCAUAAUUGCCAGGAGAAAUGGGAAGCUGGUGGCACUGGACUCUGCACUGGUGGUUGAUGGAGGGCAAACAGUGGUGUUGGAGGGAUUAAGGGUGUGUAUUAGUGAAAGAGGACAUGGAGUGGCUGGAGUUAUUCAGAGAGUUACUGAUCGCUACAUUAAGCAAGUUUACCCAAAUGUAACAACUAAAAGGCUGACAAGACGUGACAACCCAGGACCUGAAAAACUCUCCAAGUUUAUUUUUCUGGCUUGCCGGGCUGUUUUGUCUUUGUGUGUAGAGGCUGAGAGCUUUAAAAGAUUCAUCUCAGGCUUGAAAACAAAGCUAGAAUGCCCACCGGAGUCAGAUUGGCACAGCAACAACAGCCACAAACUAUUUGUUCUGAAGGACAGCCAACAACUUAAGACACUACUCCUGGACCCUGAUCUUUCCUCAAGACUUCAGCUUCCAGGAGGUGCCAUUAUCCAAGACUGGCAGCCCCUGAGACCAAUGGAAAGCAACUUGGAAAUUUUAGAGAGGCGAAACCUAACUUGGGUGGUUGACUCCGUCAAACAACCUAUGUUUAUGAGCUUUCACACUCCACCCUAUUCUAUUCCAUUUAAUGGAGGGUCUUUGCGUUUGAACAUAGAUAUGUUUGGGACAGAUGUAACCAUAGCAAAGAAGGCACUCGUAACACAUUUCGAGCAGGUACUUGAGGAGAUUCGUGGCACUGUUUUGGUUCAUGUUUAUAUGCCUCAAAACUUCUGGGAAGCCAUAAAACAAUUUUGUGAUGGAGAUAAUGGUGUCAAACAUAUAAAUGGCUACUGGGAGCAAAUGUUUCUGGAGGAAAAGCUUCCAUAAUUAGAAAGAGUGAAAUAUCAGUGCUACCAAAGAUGCCAGCACUCAGGAGAGAUUGUAUUAAGUAUUAAUUUAUCAAAAAACUAAUUAAGAGAUUUCUAUUCACUGGAUUUUUGUGUUCACUCACGGUUGGCUUAUACAUCCCCACCACCGGACAACCAACCACAGUAAUGCUGGUCCGUUAAUAUAUCUCACCUUAUCUAUUCACAAAAUUGUUCUGCGCACAUGCACGCGCGCACGCACGCACACACACACACACACACACACACACACACACACAAAUAAGGAAAUAGAUGUGGUGUACUGUUUAUUUUUGGGAAUCCUAAAAUGUUUUGUUUUAGUUUGCUAGAUUGCAUAGUCUCACACUUGGUGAUAAUAUAUACCUUCUAAUCAAAUGCUGAUAAUUUAUUGUAUGUAAUUUGUUUGAAUUAUCUAUGUAAAAAUAAUCAUCAAAGAAUAAUGC
This is a messenger RNA of Clarias gariepinus (North African catfish), 1577 nucleotides long. Its product is annotated as histidine N-acetyltransferase-like. The record is from RefSeq and is a predicted model, not a curated record. Gene Ontology annotation, molecular function: acyltransferase activity, transferring groups other than amino-acyl groups. Bases 107 to 1117 code for a protein of 336 amino acids. NCBI's taxonomy places the organism in Eukaryota, Metazoa, Chordata, Actinopteri, Siluriformes, Clariidae. The transcript is spliced from 4 exons.